GCCUCGUCCACAACGCCAGGGGUAUUGGCAGCAAACUCUCCUGAUUAAGCCACCGCCUUGAAGGAGGUGGAGCCAGCCUUUCUGUUCCUAAUCACCUGGCUGGAUAUUUAGGGGAAGAAGAAGCUUCAGUUAGAACUUGCUCUUGCUUCAACUACAAGGAAUGACGUUAAACUUCUGUCUCCCGCACUUCAGCCCAAGGAUUCAGUGCAAUAAGGUCUGUGCUGAUGGCUUCGAGGUGAGCAAUCUGAUAUCUGCGGACCCUGUGAAAAGAAAAUGUGGAUUCCGUGCUGAAUACUUCAUCAAACCUCCUGUACAUGUUACGAUUACAUUCCCAUUUAACGUGGAACUGUGUAAGAUUGACAUUGAUGUGUCAGCCAGCUUGCAAAACUCUUCGAGACUGGAUAUUUAUACAUGUACCACAUCUAAUAAGGAUAUGACAUGGAAUGGAGUUUCCACACCCAGCUCUCCACUGGCAGAUCAGACCUUUUCUGACGGUGAUAUUUUUACUUUAGUGGGGAAGGGCACAUUGAAAAACCAAAGCAAAGUGUCCUUCAGACAUAAAGCUUUUAAAUCCAGGGCUCCUUUUCAUGAAUUUACUGAGCAUUCUGCAGUUGCUGAUGGUACCUUUGUGCAGGAUUUGUGGAAUAAGGGUCAGUUUUCACUGACGAAUAUAAACCACCUCAGGAUCUGCAUUAGUUAUGUGUCAGGUGGAAGUUUGCCCUGCUUAAGGAGGGUGGACAUAUGGGGCCAACCGUCUCGGUCUUGCCCUCGUGCGGUCAUAGAAAGUGCCUUCAAAGUUUAUCAGAAAUACAAAACUGAACAAUCAGUUCCAUUAGUUACGCAGAAGAAUGUUGCUGUCACACAAUCUAAUCAAACACAGAGAGACAACCUACAACCAAAUGUUAACGGAUCUUCAGUGGCUCAUGGGAACGUUCCAGAAGAAUUUCUGGACCCCAUCACUUCUGAGAUCAUGGCCCUCCCAAUGUUGCUUCCCUGUGGGAAAGUGAUUGAUCAGAGUACUCUGGACAAAUACAAUCAGUGUGAAGCCACGUGGGGCAGACUUCCAAAUGAUCCCUUCACAAACGUUCCCUUCAGCCGGAAUUCCAAACCAGUCCCUCACUCGACUCUGAAAGCAAGGCUGGAUUAUUUCCUGCUGCAUACCACGAUACCGGAUCGCGCUAUUGUGGGGAGGACUCAUGUUGGAUUUGUUGCCUCGUCUACAGUGAAGAGAAAAUCGGACUCCCCACAGGGCAUAAUCACAAAUCCAACCUCAGAAGGACUAAAUGCGGGCAUUAGUAGGAACUCUGCUGCGAUGCUAGACUGUGGCGAAAAGCGAUUCAAAACAGAAACGGAAAGAACGCAGGACCCUGCACAAGAUAUGGCAUAUAGAUUCGCUUGUAAUAUCCACACCACCAGCCCAGUUAACAUUAGCUCUCACAAUUGGGAAAUUGUAUCUUCACUGUAUAGACCAAAUGUCUUCCUUGCCUGCCCCUCUGGUGCGGUUUCCCAUGAGCAGAGAUUGUCACAAAGUCUGGAUAGUGCUCUGACUUCUGCCUUAAAUACUCUCCCAUCCUUCACUGCUCAGCAAAGACAAGACCAGCAACAGCCAGCAGCUGGCAGCAUCUCUGACUGCGCACAAGAAUGGAUUCCAGCCAGUUCUGAUAAAGCGUGCAUCUCCUGCAGAAAGUCAUUCUCUGCAUAUUCCCAGAACAUGGUUGUAUACAGACUGCUCUGUGGGCACCUGAUCUGCAGAGUUUGUCUGUCAGAGACACAGAAAUCUUCAACACCGUCCUGUUUGAAAUGUAACUGUGCAAUCUGUACUAGUGAUGUUGUGCGGGUUCAUCUUUAGAGUUGAGGCACUUUGAGCCAUUCUGGAUGUGUUUGGCAAUCUUAUGUGACUGCAUUUCCACUAUAGCUAG
Molecule: messenger RNA, 1919 nt
Organism: Stegostoma tigrinum
Lineage: Eukaryota; Metazoa; Chordata; Chondrichthyes; Orectolobiformes; Stegostomatidae
Gene: ubox5
Product: U-box domain containing 5
Exons: 6
Coding region: 161-1849 (562 amino acids)
Biological process (GO): protein polyubiquitination
Cellular component (GO): nucleus
Molecular function (GO): ubiquitin protein ligase binding; ubiquitin-ubiquitin ligase activity
Source: RefSeq, a predicted model, not a curated record